Messenger RNA from Carica papaya (papaya), 790 nucleotides. Lineage: Eukaryota; Viridiplantae; Streptophyta; Magnoliopsida; Brassicales; Caricaceae. The record is from RefSeq and is a predicted model, not a curated record.
UAUCUUCUUCCUGGCGGAAUCUGUGGGGAAAGGAGACACCUUUCUUCUUUCUUGUUUAAAAGUUUCUUCGCGAUUUAAGUCGUGUUUGGUCUCUGCGAUUUUGAAGGGCCAUCUUAAGAUUAUAGAUAUUGUAGAUAAAAGCUUGAUUGGCAAUGGAAAUCUUACAAGCUAAAUGGGUAUCUGAAACGGGAUUCAUGGAGGAUUCUACUGGUAAUUUCUUCGAAUACCAAAUAAACCCAGCUGAGUACUCACUCGACGAACUCAACUUUCAAUCUUUCUCAUCGGAGAGCUACUCAUCUUACAACCAAAACAUGAGUGACAAUAAUGCUUCCCCUCUUGAAACUUACCAAACCGGCGCUGGCGGUGUAGUCGUCGACCAGAGGCCAGCAAAGCAGCUCAAAACCAACAGCUGGAACUCUUUCACUACCACUACUGAGUAUCAGCAAAACAACAUCAUCGUCCCCAAGGCUUCUUCUUCUUCCUGUUCACAGAUCAUCUCUUUCGAGAACUCCAACUCGUCUCUGGCGGCCAUUUCUCAGCACGGCAUGGAUCACCGCGGCGUGAAACCUAAAACUGAACUGGCCGGGGACAGCAAUGGCAACAUGAACGUGAGCUUUUCUUCUAUCAGAGCAAAUGGGUGCCUUGAGGAGCAAUUCCUUUCAACAAAAAAUGCGCAGGGAGCUGGGAAGAGAGUUGGCUUGGGGACUAGGAGUCCCCUGCAUGCUCAAGAUCAUGUUAUGGCAGAAAGAAACGAAGAGAAAAGCUUAGCCAGCGUUUUAUAGCUCUUUCA